AGAUUUAUUGACGACGAGAGGUUAACUGCGAACGGAUUUGACGUCUGUUUGAAGACUGGUAAGUGUGCAUUACUGGGUUCGUUCAAAGUCUUAAAUUCGUGAGGGAGUCUUGAAAUUUGCGGCGAACCAGUUUUCUAGACCGUGAAAAAGUCUAGUAAAAUGGGGUAAAUCUAAAUUUGCAACGCUCUCUCUUGAAUUGUGCAGAUUUAGGACCCGAAAAAGUCCUGUCCAGUGGUCCGGAACAAUAAUUAGAUUUUUUUGCUAAUCAAGUAGCUUUUCUUACUAUCUUGGCCAAUUAGCAAAUCACCUUUCAACUACAGUAGAACCUUCCUAACUCGAACUCUGAAGGGAAGCGAGGAACAGUUCAAGGUACCGAGAGUUUGAGUUAUCGGGUUCGAUUCCAAAAUUCAAUUUUCAGUGUUAAAAAUUGGUAGUUACUGAUUUUUCAGCACUUCCGGCAGUGUAUAGUGCUACUGCAGCGCAAGUUUAACUUAUUUAUCAGAAACGGUAAUAUGAUUAGGCAUUUUUUAUGCUAAAACGUCAUCUGUUCGUUGCACCAGUUAAAAUCAAAUUGCUGUUAAGUGUUAGCCAGUGUUAGAUUUUUUUCUUUUUUCUGAUUCUAUAACAAGAACAGCUAAAAGAACGGCUUGCGAAUACAGUUACAAGAACCAAAAUUCAAGUUAUCGGGUAAUUUUCAGUGACUUUUUGAUCAAGGGAAAGGAAAUUUAUUUUGAGUUAGCGGGGAAUUCGAGUUAUCCGAGUUAAAGUUAUCCGAGUAAAAAUGACUGAAAAGUGGGGUGAAAUCUGAGGGAAAUUGGACUAGUAGUUCAAGUCAUCCGAGUUCGAGUUAACCGAGUAAAAAUGACUUAAAAGUGGAGUGAAAUCUGAGGGAAAUUGGACUUAGUUCAAGUUAUCCGAGUUCGAGUUAACCGAGUAAAAAUGACUGAAAAGUGGGUUGAAAUCCGAGGGAAAUUGGACUUAGCUCAAGUUAUCCGAAUUCGAGUGAGGGGCUCUACUGUAAAUCAGUAAGUUAGACAAGUGAGCAAUGGCCCCAGAAAAGCAAAGGUCGAAAGUUGCAAAUCCAAAUGACAAGGUGGAAUUAAAGUUCUUUUUCGAACCCUAAACUGCACCUGAAAAAUUUACGGUAACGUACCCUUAUGGUGAGUAAAAUCGUGUGAAGCAGUCGCGAACAAGUGACAUUAGCUUUGUUUCCUCUAAUCGUUCUGAUCGUCUCGUCAUUGAUCCAAAAAUGUUAUCAUACGAUCCACAGGAGUAUAAGCGUAUAAUACUCAGGUAAAAGUCUUUUUGGGAAAGCAUUGGCCAAAUAGAUCACCCCUGCCCUGUGCUCGAAUUUGAAUAGACUGAUCUGCAAGACCACUGGUCGUGACUGGUCUUGCCACGAUUGGCCUGUUAAUAAAGCUAUUGUCAAUUUGCCAAUCAGGUUGAAGGGGAGUCCGAAACGCAUUUCCGGUAAUUCAUAGAGUCCGUCUGCAGUGGCGGAUCCAGGGGAGAGGCCACUCCCCCCCCCCCCCCCCCCCCCUUUUUUUUUACAGCAAAAAGCGGCCCCGGGGCGCAAAAAAAAAAAAGAAAGGCCUCCCCCCUUUUUAAACUGUCGUGGAGCGCCCCCCCCCCCCAAGGACUAGUGCUCGCUCUCGGUUGUGGUUGCACGUGCCGUCGCCGGCACGUAACGNUGUAGGCGUCCCUGCAACCACGUAAAAUUAAGGUGCUUAAAGUCAUCUUCUACACUCAACUGAUAACCGCUGACCUUUUAGGAAACGCCUAUUGCAUUGCUUCCUUUCUCAAAAAUUGUCUAUUACAAUGGCGAUAAAAGAUUUGUUAUUUAUCCCCUUGAAAUAGAUUCAGAGAGUGGAGAGACCAAGCUAGAGCUGCACAAAAUGUCUACUACUAUUCCAUUCUAUGGAGUGCCAGAUCUGGCAGAAGUUCUUGGUAAGUACAUUAACCGUAGCUGCCCAGUUAUAUCAGAGAUCUUUAGAUUCUAAGACGAGUACAACUGCGAGUACGAGAUUUUCUCAAUACUAAGUAGCUGCGAGCGUGCGUGAACCAGCGUCAUUUUGGCGGGAAAACCUGGUAGCCGUCCUCAUUGUACUACGCGUUUUAGCGAGAAUUUUGUAGUGACGGAAACAAGUUAACGAAUUUUACAUCGGAAAAGGACUUCAGUUAACCUCCUUCAAUAAAGAUAACAGUCCUAACUUAUUUGGUGAAAAAACUUGCAAUGAAGCUUUCUAGGUUGGUUAUCUUUUGAGAAUACACGCGGAAGCUAUCAGCCGUCAAAUUUCGUCCUGCUAGUUGUUCUUGUCCUCGAAUCUAAAGGUCUCUAUUGAGUGAACGCAUGAGUGCAUCGACUUGGACUUCGGUUCGUCUUCCCUGAGCAAGCAUUUAGUCCCAAACAGUUUUGUAGUCGUUUUGUAUUGGCUGCCUUGUUACCGGUGUUUUUUCUUUUUUCCGGCAUGGUUUUCCGCAUUUACGAAGUCGUUUUCAUUGCAUUCUGGUUUGUAGAGUGCCUUCCACAUGUACGUUAGCUUUUUCUAUUUCUUGCAUCUCGGGUGAACGUUAUUUUGGCUCUACGAAAAUGAACAAAGUAUAGUUUAAAGAUUGAUCAUAAAUUGACAACAAAUUCCUCAAGAGGAUGGUUGCCGUCAACCAACAAUUUUCAGUAGUUAUUAUAGGGGCCUCCAUUUUCUAUUUCAUUUCUACCGUCUACUUGUAUUGAAUUUCACAUAGGAAAAGUUUGAGAAAAAUUAUUCGUAAACCUUCAGAGGAAUAACCUUAAGAGACCACUCUUCUUUGCUAUGUUUUCUAUUUUAGAACUCGUGAAUCAAAAAAACGGCGACAGUAAUUCCAAAUCUUUGACAAGCUGCAGACCAUUUAAGGUUAUCCACUAUCUACAGGUUUGUAGCACCUCAACAGGCUUGUUAUCUUGUUUACACUGCGGAUUCAAGUUGUCUUCUACAGUUAACUUGUGUUUGCUUAACAGAAAGCGGUCUUAUUAGUGUUAAAAAUAAGGUAAUCAAAGAAAUUACAAGAGAGUCCACUGUAAAUACGAUGUUUAAACUGUACUGAGAAGAUAUGUUUUCAAAAUGUUUAGAACGCUCAUCCCUUUUUGGCUAGGUUAAACUCACAAAAGUGUCGAACUCAAAAUCGCGUGGGAUUACAUGAACUGAUAGUCUUCAGAACUGAAAGAGCGAGGUGCCAGAAGGUACCUCUGGUGGUUGUUUCUUGGUGUUGCGGGAAACCAUUAUUGGUUAGCUAAUGUUUUGUUUUAUUACUAUUGUUCAGUGUCUUUUCAAUCUUUUUCGUUACGUCAUUUGGUGAAAACCAAGAAACGAGCAAAAAAAUUUACCAAAAAGUGUGAUGCAUGUGCAGAGAUGUUUUUUUUUUUGCUUAUGAAACUUAUCGGUUUUUUACUCUUAUUUACUCUCUCGUUGCGCGGCAACCUAUUCUUAGCCGUUACAACAGAAACAGAACUUUUUUAUAAAAUGAUUUUACCCAAGACAAGAAUACAAACAAAGCUGCGAUAACAAAAGUAACUUGAGGUUUCCCGAUAUUUCGGAAGAAGAAGGACGGCUUGUCCGUACGAAAUAUCGGGAAACUAAAGUCGCUUUUGUCUUUGCUUUUUAAAGUGCCCGUGGGUGAUUUUUUCGUAUUCUUUCCUCAAUUUGCAAUGAGAAAGGACCAGUGACCACAGCCUGAUAUUCAGCUUUUGAAGCCAGUCAACCGAAACAACUCUUUUUAAACUUUUUUUUUUUUUUUUUGGUCACUUUUCCAUUUUUGUUUAUGUAGGGCGAGGCGGUGCGAGUAGCUCGAGGCCUGAGUUCCCGGAUGAGUAGAAGCGAAGUCAAUGACAUAAUCUCCCGGAUGACCAAUCAGAUUCCAGAUGAUACGAGGACUUGCGUUCAUGGCCGACCAUUCUUCGAAAAGAUUGCGCAGAUUGAAAGCGAAUAA
Porites evermanni is the source of this 3963-nucleotide messenger RNA. Lineage: Eukaryota; Metazoa; Cnidaria; Anthozoa; Scleractinia; Poritidae. The record is from the annotation of a GenBank genome assembly.